Molecule: messenger RNA, 3260 nt
Organism: [Torrubiella] hemipterigena
Lineage: Eukaryota; Fungi; Ascomycota; Sordariomycetes; Hypocreales; Clavicipitaceae
Source: the annotation of a GenBank genome assembly
CCCAGCUCCUGACAUCAUGCAAAUCAUCGCACAAGUACCCUCCCACAGGAGAUAUCAUCACUCUGAGAUAAAUAUUUAACAAUUAUCAAAAUACAUGCUACCUUGAACAUGGGUGCCCGUGUCAUCUAUUGGUUUCGAACCGAUCUGCGAUUGCACGAUUCCCCAGCUCUGCAAGUUGCUCUCGACCUGAACCCAGAAGUGCUUUGGCCAAUCUUCACAUGGGAUCCCCAUUAUGUAUACAAGGCCCGCGGCGGCCUCAAUCGAUGGCAGUUUCUUCUAGACUGCCAGAUGGAUCUAUCAGCAUCCAUCACCAAGUUGAAUCCGAAAUCCAAGCUUUUUCUGAUCAGAGAGGCUCCACAGACAGUACUGCCCAAACUAUUCAAAUCAUGGAAAGUAACGCAUAUCGUGUUUGAAAGAGACACAGACGCUUACCCGAGGGAGCGAGACGCGGCUGUUACGGCCGCCGCCGAAGCUGCUGGUAUCAAAGUCAUCACGCGAUCUGGAAGAACACUAUGGGACAGCGACGCAAUUGUUAAACAGCGGGAUGGAAAGCCAACAAUGUCCAUUACACAGCUCCAGACCACUGGAAAGCAGCUCGGAUUGAUACCACGUCCCAUCCCUGCCCCUACAAGCCUUCCAGACCCAGGUCCUAUGCCGCUGGAUUUUGAAUCAGAGCCACCUGCGCCUACGGAGGAUAUAAAUUCAGAGCAACGUACAAAAAGCGAUACUGGGUAUAUGUCCAUUGCUGGUCCAAAAGGAGACUUUGGAAUCGAGACAAUGGAGGAACUUGGAUUUCCAUCCGCAACUACGCCACACAGAGGAGGAGAGUCGAUUGCUCUUCGUAUGCUGGAUGAUAUAAUCGAUAAUGAAGAGUACACAGCAAAAUUCGAGAAACCGAAAACAAGCCCGGCUCAGUUUGAGCCCCAGUCUACAACGCUACUUUCCCCAUUUCUUCACUUUGGCGCCUUAUCACCUCGCCUAUUUUACUGGAGAGUUCAAGAUCUCACGGACGCCUACGGAAACGGAGCAUCAAAGCCACCAACAAGUAUAACAGGCCAACUGCUAUUCCGUGACAUGUACUUUGCCGCGCAAGCUGCAAUUGGCCCAGCCUUUACACAAACUAUUCGUAACAGGCACUGUCGGUUUAUCCCAUGGCACUUGCGGUCCAAGGUUGACCCUAAAACUGGCAUGGUAACAGGCGAGUACGAAAUUGACUCUGAAGAAGCAGAGGUGUGGUUCCAGCGCUGGAAGCGUGGCACUACUGGAUUUCCUUGGAUUGACGCUCUCAUGCGCCAACUGAGGCACGACGGCUGGAUCCACCAUCUAGGCCGGCAUUCGGUAGCAUGCUUCUUAACAAGAGGCGGCUGUUACAUCGAUUGGGAGCGAGGUGCGGAAGUAUUUGAAGAGCUCUUACUCGAUCACGAACCAGCUUGUAACGCUGGCAACUGGCAGUGGCUAUCUUGUUCGGCGUUCUUCCAUCAGUAUUUUCGCUGCUACAGUCCCAUUGCGUUUGGCAGAAACUGGGAUAAGAAUGGGGACUUUGUUCGUCGAUGGAUUCCAGAACUAAAAGACUUUCCAGCCAAGUUUAUCUAUGAACCGUGGAAAGCACCCAUACAAGAUCAGAAAAAGGCGGGAGUGCGUAUUACCGGUGAUGGUAUUUCGGAGCCUAAGGACUCCGAAUUAGCCACUUACCCGAAGCCCAUGUUCGACUUUAACAAACGAAGAGACAUAUGCAUGGCGGCUAUGAAGGAUGCCUAUGAUGUAGCACUAUUUGGUGAUGACCCCUGCAUCAUGGACGGCACAUGGAAGGGGUCCUUCCUGUCCGAUAUUGAAAACCAGGAUGAGGAUGAUGAGGAAGACGACAUGAGUGAUGUUGAUGGACGCAUAGAUAAAGAAGAAGACGUUAAGAGUGAAAGUGGCAAGCGGAAAGGGUCGUCCAAGACCAAACCGUCUAAGAAGAGAAAGAAUUAACGUAUCUAGUCUAUAUUACAAGGCGUUCUUAUUCUACAUUUUAUGAUGGUGUACAUUCAAACUGUCGCUUUCUUGUCCAACAGCCGUGACCAUUCCGCUGCCAAAUUGAGAUGCUUUGUCUUUGAAGCAGAGUCCUUUGCUGCCGCAGCAUCUUCGGUUUCCAUUUCGACAAGGGCCUUGAUAGCCUGCUCAUCGUAAAAUCCAGCAGCAUAUUCAUAAUGGUUUUUUGCUAAUGUCCUAUUUCUCGACCUUAGCGCAUGAGCUAACGGAACAGUGGCAAUGGGUAAUCCCUCUGCAGCCAGCUCUUCAAGCACCGGGAUGGCUUUGUCAAAACGGUUCAACUUGACAUCUGCUUGAGCAAUUGCAUAUCGGCAUAAUGCUUUCCACUCAAAGUCUUGUCCCCCGUUAAGGCUUAGAGCAUGAUUCAGCAAAGGAAUAGCGCUCUCUGGCGAUCCUUGGCCUAUGCGCCUCAUGCCUUCCACGGUCAGUGCAUCCGGGUUCUUGGCCACAGUGACAAUACGUUUGAAACGUUCUUCCACAGGUUUCAGCUGUGUCGAUUGUCCGUAAAGGUUUGCUUGUAUGAUGGCGUUUGUAAGUGUGAUUGUGGACGGGUCAUGACCACUGCGAGAACAGGCCAUGAGCAUAGCUGCCACGACAGGCUGUAGGAUGCGCUGCGGGUAAAAGCUGCUUAAUAUACAGGCGGCAUCGUGAAGUACUGGCGCAGAAACACCCUCAACUAGUACACGUUAGUAAAUAUCUUGGGGCCGGUAAGCAAGGGAGAAUAGAUAUAAGCCUUACGCUUACUGAUGUCAACCUGUAAGGGGCUUUCCCUUGAGCGAGCCUCGUCCACAAACUUAUGCGCUGCUGAAUAGUAUUCUGCUGCAGAUGCGAGAGUAAAGGGACAAUUAUUGGAAGCGACUGCUACUUCGAAUCUCGACAGCGGAACUCCCUCCAAAGUAAUUGGCUCUCGGAGCUUCUGCAGGCGUGCCACCGCGGCGUCGCUGCUAGGUGAUGGCGACGCCUUCCGUAUGGGUCUGCCGGCUUGACGAUGAGCAAACCGAGUAAAUUGAUACUGAAUUGGCACGGUGAGAGAAGGCGAUACAAGCACCCUGCGUGAUUGGCACAGAAAGCGAGUGGCACGAGAACAGCGCGGCGUGGCCAUGCUUCUGUUUUGAACGUCCGAGGUGGUUGCCCUGAUGAAGUUGGAUAUGUAAAAUUACCCCUGGGAAUGUACAGAAUCCAAUUGAAGCGAAACCGUGGCCCUUGCUUUUGAUGGUUGUCGAUUCACU